AUGCUGCAGUGUGCCAGGCGGUGGCUGAGCCUGCAAGUGCUGGGAAGGGAGAGUCGGGCGCAGCCCGCGCGCGCGGGGCCGGAGAGAACCGCGUUGGUGCCGCAGUGCGGGAGGAGGCGGGCGAGCUGGUUCCGGGCGCUGCUGGGCAGGGAAGUGUUCGAGGCUAGCGAUCGCUUAGGGGCACCGCGCACCCGGGAGCAGGGUUCUCCUCCCCUGCCUUCCGCCCAUCGCCUCCGGGCGGUCAGAGCGGUGUGUUCCGGCUCGCCCCGGGAUGGAGGUGGGGCCGAGUCGGAAGAGCAGGUCAGUGCCGCUGCAUCGCGUGUAGCCGACUCCCCCCAGGCGGCGGACCCGGGUCAGGUGCUGAGGAGCCGGAGGAGGCGAGCCUGGGAAAGGGCCCUGUCUCCUCUGGAAAGAGUGAGCCGACUGCUACCAGAGGAGUUGCUCUCGGAAGAGAUCCGGGACAUACGGCGCGCAGACCAGGGGGAAACAAGGCAGGAGGACAGCAGUGAAAGCAGCGACUCUCACCUCCAGCUGCCUGCUGCCAGUAGGUCUUCCCCCGCACAGCUGCAGAGGGAUGAAGACAAGACGCCUGUUGACACCCAUAACACAUCGGCUAAAGAUGUGCCUUUCCAAGCCGGGGACUUGAUUUUAGCAGAGUUUCGCAGAAAAACCUACACGGAGUUUAAACAUAUGCGUAACCUGACAGCUGUCGGGAAAUUGAAUAGCAAUUGGGGAACUAUUAGCCACCUGGAGAUAAUAGGCAAACUACCGGGCCAAAUGUUUAGGACUUCUAGUGGGUUUCAGUUCCUGAUAAGGAGACCAGCCUUAGAAGAUUUUGUUUAUUUGAUGAAGAGAGGACCUACUAUUUCAUAUCCAAAGGAUAUUAAUGCAAUGCUGAUGAUGAUGGAUAUCAACCAGGGAGACACUGUGGUGGAAACUGGUACUGGGUCUGGUGGGAUGAGCUUGUUUCUAUCAAGAGCAGUUGGACCUCGAGGACGUGUUAUAAGUUAUGAAAUCAGAAAAGAUCACCAUGCUGUAGCCAAGAAGAAUUACAGGCGCUGGCGUGAUGCAUGGGAAAUAGGACAUGCAGAAGAGUGGCCAGAUAACGUGGAUUUCAUUAAUAAAGAUAUUUUAACAGCUGCUGAGGAUAUGAAAUCUAUAACAUUUGAUGCAGUAGCUCUGGAUAUGCUUAACCCUCAGAUUGCUUUGCCUGUUGUGUAUCCAAAUCUUAAGCAAGGUGGUGUAUGUGCUGUAUACCUAGCAAAUAUCACACAGGUUAUUGAUCUGUUGGAAGGAAUACGGACCUGCAAUUUCUCUCUCUUAUGUGAAAGGAUCAUUGAGGUGACUCACAAAGAUUGGUUGGUACUCCCUGCUAAGCAGAAGGAUGGCAGGUUAGCCCCAAGAGUGGAACCUCAACAAAUUGUAGAUGAGGAACCUCAACCAAAAGAAGGUGAAGAGCUUCCUAUUCGGGAUCAAGCAGAAGUUGGAGAAAGUGACGAUGUUGAAUCACUUUCUGAUUAUGUCAAACCAUAUGGUUCAGUGCCUUACAUUGCUAGACCUUACCCUUGGCAAACUGGUCACACAGCAUUUCUCAUCAAGCUGAGGAAAUAUAAAGUGGCAUAUCCAGACACUGCUCCAGAUGGCAGCUGCUAAUUUGAGUACUGUACUUUGCCAGAAUAAAAUUAAAUGUUGUAAAUGGCUGUU
Molecule: messenger RNA, 1704 nt
Organism: Emys orbicularis (European pond turtle)
Lineage: Eukaryota; Metazoa; Chordata; Testudines; Emydidae
Gene: TRMT61B
Product: tRNA methyltransferase 61B
Exons: 7
Coding region: 1-1653 (550 amino acids)
Biological process (GO): mitochondrial tRNA methylation
Cellular component (GO): tRNA (m1A) methyltransferase complex; mitochondrion
Molecular function (GO): tRNA (adenine(58)-N1)-methyltransferase activity
Source: RefSeq, a predicted model, not a curated record